Molecule: messenger RNA, 1526 nt
Organism: Branchiostoma belcheri (Belcher's lancelet)
Lineage: Eukaryota; Metazoa; Chordata; Leptocardii; Amphioxiformes; Branchiostomatidae
Exons: 3
Coding region: 314-1081 (255 amino acids)
Cellular component (GO): cytoplasm
Molecular function (GO): aralkylamine N-acetyltransferase activity
Source: RefSeq, a predicted model, not a curated record
AAUAACUCAACUAGGUUGACCUAUGAACUCUUUGAUCAAUUUCGUCAACACACGUCAGCGCAUGGGCUGGUCAAGCAUGCAGGUGCCCCAGGCAGACAACUCCCAAAUCCAGUGAAGCGGAACAUUCCAGACUCAACGGAACAACAUCACACUUUCCCGCUCUAAUUACAGACUGUCGUUUGGCAUCAACGGCUCCAACUUGUUUUGAUCACAAGUUUGGACCCUCUUGGCCUUAGCAGGGUUGUUCAAUCAGGUAGCUGACAACCGCCCCUCUUGCCAGAGAAAGAAGACAAGUCACUGCCAUCAUCCACCCAUGGCUGAAGAAGUGCCUACUAGUACCUUCCAAUUGCAAGAUGUUCAAUCAAUGUCAUCAUCGGACGGAUUGUUCAAGCAGAACCCGCGGUCAGAGGAAGUUAUCAGGGUGAUUUGUAACGAGGAUGAGCUGAAAGCCGCGUGGGCUCUUCGCGACGCAUGCUUUCCACCAGAUGAGUCCGUAUCCCUGGAGGAUUACCUGAAGUACUACCGUACUGCACCUCACCUCCUUUUUGGCUACUUUGACGGGGAGAAGGUACGAGGGUUCCUGCGGGGAGGGAGCAUGAAAGGCGCCCACUUCUCGGCAGAUCCCACAUGUGCCGGGGACUCACACGACCCGGAGGGGGACACGAUGGUUCUGCAGAUGCUCUGUGUGGAGGAGCAGUCCCGACGCAGGGGCAUCGGCCAGAGCCUGAUCAGGGCCUUCACCGAGUACGUGAAGGCGAAGGAGACCAAGGUGCAGAGAAUCAUCCUGAUGUGCCACGCCGAGCUCAUCCCUGUGUACACCCGCGUGGGGUUCACCCUGGUGGGGAGGGCGGAGGUCAAGUUCGGGAAGAGGGCGUGGUAUGAGUGCUGCUUGGACCUCGCCACGUACGAGUCGGCGGCAACGGACGACGCCUUCCAGUCAAGAUAUAUCCCCAUGGCAACGGACAAUGUCAGUGGAGCGAAAUCUGUUUCCAUGGCAAUGGGCAAUGCCAAUGGAUCGACCGUUUCCGUUGAGAGUGAAGAGGAGUUUGAGGAACUGAAGGCGCUGGACUACAGUGAUUGACCUCUAACCCUAGAGUAACGGUCCAAGCAACAGUUAGAGUCAGUUUACCGUUUAAUUUGGCAAAAUGCAGUACAUGUACAUGUAUUUAGAUACUCAUAAGAUAUAACCUCCAUUUAUCUGCUAGAUUACAUAUAUAUCUACCACUUUGAAAAAUAGAAAAGCACCUCCACAUAUUGUAGUUUACGGUACUUUAGAUAUACAGGCACUGUGUGUGUGCUGUGAUAUGAAUCAUAUUUUCUAGCAUAAAUCAAAAGAUUACAAAACAAUGAUUGCACUUUUCUUCUCAGUACUAAUAUAAAGGGAUAUGAUAUUUGACAUUGUUGUAUUUUUAGGUAACUUUAAUAUUCGGGACUAUAAGCAAUAAAUUAAUUAUUGGCAAUUCCAACUUUAACCUUUCAAUAUGUGCCUUCAUUCCAAGGAGCAUGGUAGUAUUGGAAGGCCAGAU